AUGUCUUCAGUUCAGAGUUUAUUGUCUGUCGGGGGAACCCGAACAUCAGGGGCUCCUGUCAGAACACAAAACGUCAUGGCCUCUUGUUCGAUAGCCAACAUAGUUAAAAGCUCACUUGGACCGGUUGGAUUGGACAAAAUGUUGGUAGAUGAUAUCGGAGAUGUAACCGUUACUAAUGACGGAGCUACGAUUCUUAAACUUUUGGAAGUUGAACAUCCUGCUGCAAGAGUAUUGGUUGAAUUGGCACAAUUACAGGAUGAAGAAGUUGGAGAUGGAACAACUUCAGUUGUCAUAAUCGCUGCAGAGUUAUUAAAAAAUGCAGAUGAAUUGGUUAAGCAAAAAAUUCAUCCUACUUCUAUCAUCAGCGGUUAUCGUUUGGCAUGUAAAGAAGCAUGCAAAUACAUUCAAGAUCAUCUUGUGGCUAAUGUUGAUGAAUUAGGAAGAGACUGUUUAGUAAAUUGUGCUAGAACUGCUAUGUCGAGUAAAAUAAUUGGAGCAGAUGCAGAUUUUUUUUCAAAUAUGGCAGUUGAUGCUGCUAACUUGAUAAAAGUUAACGAUGGUAAAGGAGGCCACUUGUACCCUAUAAAAGCUGUAAACAUUUUAAAAGCACAUGGUAAAAGUGCCAGAGACAGUAUGCUUAUCAGAGGGUAUGCUCUCAAUUGCACUGUUGCAUCUCAAGCAAUGCCUAAAAAAAUCGUUGAUGCCAAAAUUGCCUGCUUAGAUUUUUCUCUUCAAAAAUCAAAAAUGAAAUUGGGAGUUCAAGUAUUAAUCACAGAUCCUGAUAAGCUUGAAGCUGUCAGACAAAGAGAAAGUGACAUCACAAAAGAAAGAAUACAGAAAAUUUUGGCAUGUGGAGUGAAUGUUGUUUUGCUAACUGGAGGCAUUGAUGAUUUGUGCUUAAAGUAUUUCGUCGAAGCAGGAGCAAUGGCAGUUAGAAGAUGCAAAAAAGAUGAUUUGAAAAGAAUUGCUAAAGCCACAGGUGCCACUUACCUCACUUCUUUGACCAACAUGGAGGGUGAAGAAAGCUUUGAGCCAAGUUUUGUUGGAGAAGCAGCUGAAGUUGUUCAAGAAAUGAUUUGCGAUGAUGAGUUGAUUCUUAUCAAAAAUCCGAAAGCCAGAACUGCCAGUUCGAUUAUCUUAAGAGGUCCAAAUGACUUUUAUUGUGACGAGAUGGAAAGAUCAAUUCAUGAUUCUCUAUGUGUUAUCAAAAGAGUAUUGGAAAGUAAAAAUGUAGUUGCUGGGGGUGGUAGUGUAGAGGCAGCAUUGUCUAUUUAUUUAGAAAAUUUUGCAACAACCAUAAGCUCAAGAGAACAAUUGGCCAUUGCUGAGUUUGCAAAAUCUCUUUUAAUCAUUCCAAAGACAUUAGCUGUAAACGCAGCACAAGAUGCUACUGAUUUAGUAGCUAAAUUAAGAGCUCAUCAUAAUUCAAGCCAAACAGUAUUAGAAAUGGCUCACUUAAAAUGGUACGGAUUAGAUCUUUAUGAAGGAAAAGUAGUGGAUAAUAAGAAAGCUGGAGUUUUGGAACCUGCCAUUUCCAAAAUAAAAUCGUUAAAAUUUGCAACAGAAGCAGCCAUCACCAUUUUAAGGAUUGAUGACAUGAUUAAAUUGGAUCCAGAACCGAAAGAUGAUAGCAACUAUCAAAAAGCUCUUCGCAGCGGUGAAUUGGAAGACUAA
Molecule: messenger RNA, 1674 nt
Organism: Pediculus humanus corporis (human body louse)
Lineage: Eukaryota; Metazoa; Arthropoda; Insecta; Psocodea; Pediculidae
Product: T-complex protein 1 subunit alpha, putative
Exons: 4
Coding region: 1-1674 (557 amino acids)
Biological process (GO): protein folding
Cellular component (GO): chaperonin-containing T-complex
Molecular function (GO): ATP binding; ATP hydrolysis activity; ATP-dependent protein folding chaperone
Source: RefSeq, a predicted model, not a curated record